Gavia stellata (red-throated loon) is the source of this 2064-nucleotide messenger RNA. RefSeq names its product solute carrier family 30 member 7 (gene SLC30A7). Gene Ontology annotation, cellular component: membrane; Golgi apparatus. The record is from RefSeq and is a predicted model, not a curated record. Gene Ontology annotation, molecular function: zinc ion transmembrane transporter activity. NCBI's taxonomy places the organism in Eukaryota, Metazoa, Chordata, Aves, Gaviiformes, Gaviidae. Gene Ontology annotation, biological process: zinc ion transport; intracellular zinc ion homeostasis; transmembrane transport. Bases 1 to 1143 code for a protein of 380 amino acids. The transcript has 11 exons.
AUGUUGCCCCUUUCCAUCAAGGACGAUGAGUACAAGCCGCCCAAGCUCAACCUGCUCAGGAAGAUGUCGGGCUGGUUCAGGUCCAUCCUGGCGGACAAGACCUCCCGCAACCUCUUCUUCUUUCUCUGCCUCAACCUCUCCUUCGCCUUCGUGGAGCUGCUCUACGGCAUCUGGAGUAACAGUUUAGGUCUAAUAUCAGAUUCUUUUCAUAUGUUUUUUGACUGUACUGCUCUAUUGGCUGGAUUAGCAGCUUCAGUUAUUUCAAAAUGGAGGUCAAACGAUGCUUUCUCAUAUGGGUAUGUUCGAGCAGAAGUACUUGCUGGUUUUGUAAAUGGUUUAUUCCUCAUCUUUACAGCAUUCUUCAUUUUUUCUGAAGGUGUUGAGAGAGCACUUGAACCUCCUGAUGUGCACCAUGAGAGACUUCUUCCUGUUUCUAUACUAGGAUUCAUUGUAAAUCUUAUAGGAAUAUUUGUUUUUCAACAUGGAGGUCAUGGGCAUUCACAUGGCUCUGGGCAUGAACACAGCCAUUCUCUAUUUAAUGGUGGUCUCAGCCACGGACACAGUCAUGGAGGUCAUGGUCACAGCCAUGAACAUAAACAUGUGCAUGGACACACUCAUGAUCAUGGCCAUAGCCAUGGACACUCUCACGGUCAGGAUUAUUGUCAUGAUGACCAUUCUCUUGAAGGGAUGGCUGGAUCCAGCAAACAGAUUUUACAAGGUGUAUUUCUACACAUUGUGGCAGACACUCUCGGAAGUAUUGGUGUAAUCAUAUCUGCUAUAUUGAUGCAGAACUAUGGUCUAAUGAUAGCAGAUCCUAUUUGUUCAAUGCUGAUAGCACUACUUAUAGGUGUAAGUAUUGUUCCACUUUUAAAAGAAUCCAUUGGAAUUUUGAUGCAGCGAACUCCUCCUUCCCUGGAAAAUGCCCUGCCUCAGUGCUACCAGAGGGUGCAGCAGUUGCAAGGAGUUUACAGUUUACAUGAUCCACAUUUCUGGACCCUCUGUACUGAUGUUUACAUAGGGACUUUGAAAUUAUUAGUAGCUCCUGAUGCUGAUGGAAGGUGGAUUCUAAGCCAGACUCACAAUAUUUUUACUCAGGCAGGAGUAAGACAGCUUUACAUACAGAUUGAUGUCGCAGCCGUUUAGUGAAUUUCUGAAAUUGUGCUGUUGGACCAAAGUUUUCUGUACUGUAAUGGUAUAACAACAUACUUCUCAAGACAGAGCCUGCCUCCACCACUGUUCUGGAAUUGACUGAAUAGAUUUCUGCCCUUGGGCUAUGGAUGGAGUUCACUUCUAAGGAGUAAAUAUUGAAUGAAUGUUAUGGACUUUGGGUCUUGUCUUUUUGUGGCCUCUAAACUUGUAUGUCUUUGAGGGUUUUUUACUUACUAAGAUUGUGGUACUGGAAACCCUGUCAUAUCUUCAGUAAAGCUGCUGAAACCACUGCUCAUUCCCAUAAAACCAGUGUUACCAACAAUUGGAAACUUGUUUUGUAGAUAAUGUCACAAUGGCUGACAUGCUUCAAUAUAAUUGUAUGUUUGUACAAUUGUUUGUACUUUGCAAACUUAAUGAACCAAACCAUAUUGGGUUUUCAAAGUGCCUUUUAUAUCAGGAGAGGUAUUUGCCAGCAUAAAUAUGGAGCAUCAAAGGGUUUUAUUACUUUUACAGAUAUCUUGUAUGCAGUCUCAUUAUUUACUAGCGAUGUAUGUGGGACAUUUGUGUACUUGUAUAACUAGAUGUUAGACUUCCCUUAUACUUGCAUCUUACCAAACAGACAGAAAAAUUCUAAAUGUAAAAGGCAAAGCUGUUGUGAAGACACUUGCUUCCAAAACAAGCUGGAUAUUUUGUUGCACGUAUCUUGUGGAAAUUAUUUUAGUCAAAAUAUUAGAUUUAAUUUCAGUUCUUAGUCUCUUGAUACUGUUGAGAGUAAUGAGACAUUACAUGAUGCUACUCAUGUUCAUAGUCACUGAAACAACAGGCAGCUGGGGGAAGACACUGGUGAUGGAAGCAAUGCUUGCAGGUUUUUUACCUUCCAAAUUAUGUGGUGGGAAAAAUGAAAUCCCUAAAUUG